AAUCAAUCCGUCUUAUGAAUUGUAAAAGAAUAAUUUUUCUUAAAAUUUAAAAAGUACAUUCAAAAGAAUGCUAUUCAUCGGCUCAGUUUGUGCUAUAAUUGCGAGUGGCUUCGUGUAUCGCAAUUUUCGAGAAAGUUGCUCUCUUAUGAUCGAUCGAGUUUUAUGUGAUACAAAAUUUACUUUAAUAGCCAUCAGAGAAACCAUUUACGACUUGAUAAAUGUAAAAAAUAAUAAAAAUGAUUGUUCAACUCAAACUGGUAGAGUUGCAAUUGUAACAGGUGGAUCUAGAGGAAUUGGGAUUGAAGUGGUGAAAACGUUUUUACAACUUGACAUGGAAGUAAUAAUUGCCUGUAGAACACCUUCUGCUGGUGAAAAAGCUAUUCUUCAAAUCAGAGAAUCUGGUGUUAAUACUGGACAAGCAAAAGUAUACAAACUUGAUAAUGCUUCUUUAGAGUCUGUAAAACAAUUUGCUGCAGAAAUAAAAAAAGAUUAUACACAAAUUCAUAUAUUGGUGAAUAAUGCUGGUGUCAUGUUUUGCCCUUAUGCAGAGACAGUAGAUGGCUUUGAACAACAAUGGGGUGUAAAUUAUUUAUCACAUUUUUUAUUAACAGCUCUUCUGCUACCAUUAUUAAAAGCUGGUGGUCUUCCACAACAAUCUAGUAGGAUUGUUAAUGUUACUUCUUGUGCCCAUCUUCUGGGUAAAAUUAAUUUCAAUGACAUUAACAACAAGAGGAAGUUCAUUACUGGAUAUGCAUAUGCUCAAAGCAAAUUAGCACAAGAAACAUUUACAAAGAGAUUACAAAGUCUACUACAAGAAAAGCAGUAUAAUGUCCAAGUUUAUUCUGUACACCCUGGUGUAGUGUUUACAGAACUUUUUACACACACUUAUGUAUGGAAAUUCAAAUCAUUUUUUCAAUGUUUUUUCAAGACUCCCAAACAAGGAGCUAUUUCUAUUGCAUAUGCAGCUGUAAAUAAAGCAGUGGAAAAUCUUGGUGGUAUAUAUAUUAAUAAUUGUCGCCCCAGCCAAGUUCAUCCAGAUGCUUUAAAUUUAUCUAUUCAAAAUAAAUUGUUGGAAUUAUCCCUUCAACAAGUACAACUAAAUGAUUUUUUCCAGCAUGUACAGUAA
Molecule: messenger RNA, 1126 nt
Organism: Habropoda laboriosa
Lineage: Eukaryota; Metazoa; Arthropoda; Insecta; Hymenoptera; Apidae
Product: retinol dehydrogenase 12-like
Exons: 6
Coding region: 68-1126 (352 amino acids)
Source: RefSeq, a predicted model, not a curated record